Molecule: messenger RNA, 657 nt
Organism: Podarcis lilfordi (Lilford's wall lizard)
Lineage: Eukaryota; Metazoa; Chordata; Lepidosauria; Squamata; Lacertidae
Source: the annotation of a GenBank genome assembly
AUGAGUUUCUUUCUCUUUCUUUCUUUCUCUCCCUCCUUCCCAUCCCCUUCUCUCUCUGUCUCUCUCAAGUACCCUCAGGCAUGGCCCCACCAUAGCCUAAAAGGCUUCCAUAAGCUGCCUCACACGGCCAUGGCAGCCUUGGUGCCAAAUCUGUGGUGCCCUCCCAUGCCACGCUGUUGGCGUCAACCCUCACAGUCUCAUGCCAGCUGUGCUUGGCAUCAGGAGCAACAAAAACCAGGCCACCCACUUGACUCAUUGGGAGCUUUGUGCAGCCAAGAGUCUCUUGACCUGAUGCUGUUUUGGGGUGUGCAGUUCCAGGUGGAAACAGGCCUUUGGCUCAAUGCAACAUGGAGUGGAGAGCUGGAACUCAUUCACCGCCCACCCCACUUUCCCCAAAGCUCUUGUGUAUGUGGAGGAAACCCCUGGGCUUAUGCAGAUGGCUGCCUCUCACCUGUGUGCCUUGAACCUGGAGGAGGGUGGCGAGGGAGAGGACACGCUUUCCCUGUCCUGUCUUGGCCUCUUCCUAGCAUUCUGUUGGGGAGGGAAGGUUUGCAUGAAGCAAGUUCAAGUCUGCUCUGUCGUUUACAGGCCAUUCCUCUACUAUUUUUCAUUUGCAUAGCACCAAGCCGUUGUGCAAGGUCCGCAGCCUUGGUCUAG